GUUUUUUCUCGUGUUGACAUGAAACCUGAUUGGGUAGAAUUUUGACAAGCGUCAGUGGGUGAUUUCAAUGCAUUAACUUGGACAAAAAUAUCGUUAAAACUAAAAAGUAACAGGGACCAGCCAGCGAUAAUGGAUUUAAGGAGAAUUUCGGAACACACAGCCACCACAGCUAAGAAAAGUAAAAUACCAAAAUCAACAAUUGGAAAACCAAUGGCCACCAAAUCUAGAGGUUUGAAGCGUGCUACAUCACCAGUAAGAGGACCCCAGUCGGCAAUGAGGGGACAUCGGAAAGUCCUGGCAGAACUCCAGACCAGUGGGCUUGUAUCGGAAAGUGCAAUAGGAAAGGUCCCUAGUAAGAAGACUGUGCAGUUUGCAGCCGAGCGUGUUGGGAAAGACCAGAGGAUGACAUCAGAGGCCAGUUGCUUUGAAGACCAGUCAGGGAUUGAGUUUGAAGCAGACAGUGCGGCCUUAGACAGUAUUCUCAACGACACUGGCAUACAGGUACCUGUGUCUGUACCAGGGAGCGUGUCCAGACACACCAUAGCUACAGCAAUGAGGCGUACAAGCAGUAUGGCCCCUCCAGCUAGGGUCCCAGUGAAGGAGUUCCAGAGAGCCUGUGAGGAAGUUCUGAACAAGGGCAGCCAGCCAGCCCCCAAACGACAAAGACUAGAGAAGGAAACUUCUGACAAUAGCAACUAUAACUUAAAGCUGACACCAUCCAAGACAGACUUUUGCUCCAAGUUUGAUGUUCAGAAAUCCAGUCUGUUUAAACAAGACACAAAUCCCUUUGGAAGGCCCAGCUUAUAUAACCCGAGUAGACCUGUAGCUGAUGAGAGCAACCCUUUUACUGUACCCAGUCGACCGAGUCUUGCACAGCAGGUGUGGAAAAGGAAGAAUCAGGACUCUGGUGCCCCUGCUGUGGUGAAAACCGAGUCGUCAGCACAACCAGAUAUACCCAGAACAUCUUCCACUGAAAGUUCACAAUCAUGGACCCCAUUUUCUAGACGUUUCAGUCUAGCAGCUCGUAACUUCGCCCAGGAUGGUGCACCCACCAAUGGUCGGCUGAGUAUUAGUGCGAUGACACCUCGAAGAGUGCCCAAAACCGAGGGCGAUAGAAAAGGCAUGGCCAUAGCAACUGGAAGUGUGUCAUCAUGUUUUGGUUCAAAUGCAGUGGAAGACUCCUUGAAAGUGCCUAUAAAAGAUGAAAAAGACAGACAAUUAAUUGAUACUCGCACUGCUGGCACUUGUGUGGAAAGCUGGUCUCCAUUCUCCAAAAGGACCAGCCUUGCAGCCAGACAGGAGAAUCCAGCUCCAAAUGUUGGGAUUGGGAGACCGAGCUUAGGUGUGAGUUCAAUGACACCCAGGCGUGUCCCUAGAAGUGACAGUCUGCCGAGUGUUACUAAAAACUACAUGCCGUCAGUGGGUCGAAUUAGUUUGGCCAUGCAGACUCCACUGAGGGUUGUCAAAGAGGAGAGAGCGGAUGAAGACAACGGGGAUGCUGAAGAUUUUGAAGACAAGCUAGCUACAAAACUAGAGUUUGGAGAUUGUAAUGGGGAAUCCACUGAUGAGAGACAAAUUGAGGCUCCAGUCACUCCCAGCAACUUGUGGGGGAUCGGCAAUACUGUAAUUUUGAAAAAAGAUGGCAAUUUAUUAAGGGAACCUUUUGCAAGACAAAUUCAAAGCUACACGCCCAAAGGCACGCCAUCAAGGGUUCCAAGACAACCCAACACACCCCAGACAACUCCACCUGCAAGGGUUCCAAGACAACCCAACACACCCCAGACAACUCCACCUGCAAGGGUUCCAAGACAACCCAACACACCCCAGACAACUCCACCUGCAAGGGUUCGACUGCCCAUCACUCCUUCAACUCCCGCUUCAAGAGUGCCAGCCCAAAGAUGUUUCCAGGACCAGGAUGACAAAGAAAAUGUUGCUGUGAAACAUCCCAACAGGAAUGCCAGACCUACAAGAGAUCCUGAUGACAGGCAGGGGUCUGGCAAUGGAGACAUACGUAGCUACUGGAAGACUAAGAAGACACCCAGCAAGUCGCCCAUCAUGAAAGAGGUCUUGGUCAGGGAGGGCAUGACUGACCAGACAGAGCAGGCUGCCCCGACUGUAGAUCAGGAUGCUAUGCAAGCCAGCCCAAAGGAGGACAGCAGCACUCCCCAAGCUGAUUUACCUCCCCUUGAGCCUCCAUUAAUAAGCACUUCCUGUCAACAGACUUUUCCCAGCAUGCAACUUCCUAUUACUAGUCUGUCUCUCGCCUUGGAGAGCUCAAGCACUGGUUUCCUGCAUGAAAAUGUUGGUCUUAAAAACAGGAACCAGGCUAGGGACGGUUCUCACAAAAUCCAACAACAGUUUGAUUCCCAGUCCCAGCUGCAAACCAUUAUGACUAAACUGUCCACAUCAGCAGACGGUGCCCAUUCUGACUCAUCUGUUAUGACUCAACAGAAUCUGGAUCAGAUUGAGCUGGGGAGGUCCGUUAGCAUCGGCAGGGAUGUUGCACAAAGCAGUAGGCUCCUUGACAGAGCCACCAUUGUAAAAGAGGCUAAAGAAGCAUUGGCAUCUUACCAGGCUCGACACUUUCUUGGGAUAACGGUGCCUGAAGUGUCUCAUAAGGGUCUGUGUGACGUGAAUUUGAAUGUUAUGCUGGCGUCCAAUGACCUUGAUCUGGAAAAUGGCAACAUCGGUGUGAAUCAUGGCAUUUUGUCUGCAGAUUUGGGCAAUAAACUUAAUCAAAAUCAAAAUGAUAACAAACAGUUACAUUGUACUUCUGAAAUGGUGGUUGAUAACGCUAAUUCUGCUAAACGACCAAGGGGUAUCUUGGAUAUUUGUAUGCAAAAUGUUUCUUCAUCAGCCAGUCAAUCCUGGAUGACUUGUGAUCUCAGUUCAGAGAAGAAUCCCACAAACCUUGCACCAAGCAUGCUCAGGAAAAGUUCAUCUCAAGGAAACUCUGGUGAUAAUAAAACAUCCGACUUACACAGUUUUCAAGGUCAACACUCGCCUACUCCUAACAAACUGCCAUGCAAGCAAAAUGCCGAUAAAAACUUGAACAGUAUUUCCCCUCCGUUAUGGACACCACUGAUAAUGAAAUCAGUUGCUAAGCAAACCUACAUAGCAAAAACUGGAAACAAAGAAGACAUUAGCAACACCUUUGUGAAGAAAGAUCAUAUUGUUGAAAAACAGGUCCUUGAUAUUACUGAUGGGCAGGCUGUAUUGGGCUGUGAUAACGAGCUGUCGACUUCAGACGACAAAUCAGGAAUAUGCAUGCAGACGCCUCCAUCUGCAAAGCGCAAGUCCGCCUUCCAUAGGUACGACAACCGCUGUGGACUCACACCAACGAUUGGUGCACUUUCUCUGCGAGCGAACGUGGAGACCAGGAAACGCAGACCUUUAGAUAAAAAGUGGCAUGAACUCAAUCAACUGACGGAGCUCUAUUUAGCGUACCAAGAGGAAUGCGUCAACCGGGAGGUUGAGAGACUCUCAAUGUUGUGGAGAGGCCCAGAGUGCCUCAUGGACAGGUGCCCUGACCCGGUUGCUAGGAUACUACAGGAAGGGGACAACAUGCAUUUUUUUCCAAUUGAAAUCCAAGCUGGGGGUCCAGAGGACCUGACAAUUGAAGGGUCAGCAUUCAUCAGGGUUGCUGACCAGAGGUCAACUUAAAGCGGUCAGAGGUCAUUUUAGAGGGGUCACCGUGACAACUGUGCUGGUCAACUGUUAUUAAAAGACUAUUAUGCUGUCAAGUUUGCCUGGGUUUCAUUUUGUAUCAUUCAUGUAAUUUAUCUUUUUGGUUGUGUGUUUUUUUUUCUGUUUUAAAUAGCGUGACAUUUGAAAAAGCUUUCUGUUAAAGAACAAUAUAUUUUUUUUACCAUCUGGCAAAAAACCUAUUGCUUAAACAGUUCAGCUUAUUUAGUCAGUAAAGUUAAGAUUUUAAUAGAUGCCCAAAUCUUAUCUUCAUCUAUUUCAGAUUGAGGAUUCAAGAAAAAUCAUUGUACGAUUUUUAAUAAAAACACUUGUGUUUAGACCUGUGUAUGCUUGGUUGUGUUUGUUUUUCUUUGGUUGCCUUUUUUGUUUUUCAUUUUUCAAAACUCAGAUUGUGGAUCCAAUUUUAUUCUGUAAAAUGGAAUUGUUUUAUUGGCUCUAUUAUCAGAACAUAAUUACUUUCCAAAUUGCAUAAACACAAUAAUUAUAUAAUCAUAACAAUAAUUAUAUACACAUUGUUGUGGUUUUGAAAGAAGUAAACUUUUAUUUGUGUUUCUCCUGUUUAAAACUGGAAAUUUAAAUGUUUGGAAAAUGGUUGUAUAUACAGAGAGUUUGCAUGUAUUUUGUUUGUCAGUGUUGUCCUUAAUUUAUCAAAACCUCAGAGAGUUGUGGAAAGUUUUAUUUUAUAAAAUCUCUGCGCUUUUUUUAAAUAAAAUUAACCUAAGUUGUAUCCCAAUGUUGUCUUAAGUUAUUAGUUAAAUAUUGACGUAGUUAAGAAUGUAUAUAUAGCUCUAUUAUUAAAAUAUAGAUGCAGUGAAUGAUGUAUAUGUAACUGCUAUUAUUAAAAUAUACAAGCAGUUAAUAAUGUAUGUUUAACUGUUGAAGUUUUGAUCAGGAUAAAAUGACUUGAUUGUCAAGAGUGUCACUAAAAGCUGUUUGUGAACAAUCUGUAUGCAAUACUGUAAAUACAUGUUUAACCCUUUCCCACUUAGAAGCAAAGUGAAAAUAGCGAUGGGCAAACAGCCUAAAACCAGAACAGCCUGCCAGUUACUCUCGGUCUGUUUACUCGCAGUCUGUUCAGGUUUUAUAUUGUUUGCUGCUCAUGAGUAUCUAAGAGUUGGAAAUUGGGCCUUUAAAACUUGAAUUUAGUAAGAAAGGUCUUAAAUUACAAUUAACUUUCUAAGUGACUAAAAACGUGUCAAAAUACGUGUCUAAGUAGUAAAAGGGUUAACAGUAGUGACACAGGAGAGUAAAUCCUAUACCCAGCUUGUGAUUUUAUAACCAGAGAUGUAAAACAUGUGUGUCCAUUUGUUUGUGGAAAGUGUUCAGAGUAGUAAGUCCAGUUAAAUUGUAAAACCAGAUUGUAAAAUAUAAAUCCCUGUGAAGGCUUUUGUCUUUUGAGUCAUGUGUGAACUUUAGUAGUGGUCAUUGGAAAAUAUUAGCAGAAAAAUUAUGUUUAGAAUUAUUUUAUGUGUAGAAAGAUGCAUUCCAUAGACAUUGAUGUGUUUGAAAGUUAAUUGACACUGCAUUUAGCACUUAACUUGUAUAAUGCACAGUUGUUGCAUGGUCUUUAAGAUCUGAUAUACCUGGUUAUAUGUUGUAAGUUUAAUCCUCAAAUCCCAUAUAAACAAACAGUGGUGAUGUCACAAGUGUUUGUGUUGGUAACAAUGUUCUAUAGUGUAUAUAGGUGAUAUUGUAAUUGUUUCCAUGCACUCCAUACAUACAUCAUGUUUGUAACAUUUUUUAUAAUUUCACGUUUGUUUGUCGUUGAUUGACAAAACCUUUGGAUGUUUUGAAUUUGUUUGCAUGUAAUAUAUUUAUUUUUUUAAUAAUAAUAAUUAUAUUUAAAAAGACAGAACAACACACAAGAAACACAGAAACAAUAUUCAUAGAAGCAAAAACACCUAUUCUUACUGUUGCAUCAAAGAAUCUGUAUCAAUUCUGUGGUGGCAUGUUACAAUGAAUUCUACAUAAUGUAUGAUAAUUGCUAGAUGAUUUCAUCUAUCUUAAAAUGUUAGUUCUGACAAACAAAAUAAGGCCCAGACCAUGAAGAGAUCUCCCAUUCAGUUUGUGACUGACCAGAUUAAAGUAAGGUACCCUAGUAAAGAUUUUUUUCCCAGAUAUAUAUUCAUUUUGAUUGGAAAGCACUUAAAUGUUGUAAGAAUAAGUUUAAGAAAGCAUCCUGCAUUAGACUAACUAACACCAUUAUAGUGUUUAAAAAUGAAUCUUACACAUCGAUCUGGUCUGUUUACAAAGUAUGAAGCGAAUUAAGAGAAAUUGUUUAAGCCGAUCUGAGCAAAAAGUUUUCUUGAUGAGUGUUCGUUGUGUGUUGUUAACAUUUACCUUGUGGAUAUUCUCAUGGCCACAUUGAUUGCCCAAUGAUCAAGAAACUUGGUAGCAAUAUUUGUCCCAAUGAUAUCUUGGGAAAAACAACUAGGUCAAUGGGUGAAUUUAAAGAAAAGGCUUGUGAAUACUCUCGAGACCACAUUGAAUGCCCAAUCUUUAUGAAACUUGGUAAGAAGAAUUGUCCUAAUAAUAUCUCUGGUGAAUUUGAAACUGGGUAGGGAGGGAUAAAAAAAUAAUUCACUAGAUCAAAAUUAAAGAAAAUCUAAUGAGCACUAUAGGAGCCACAUUUUUUGCUUAACUUUUAUUAAACUUGCUCCGAACAAUAGUCGCAAUGAUUUAUGGGCAGAGUUUUGAACUGGUUCAAAUAUUUUGAAAAACUAGGACACUUGGUCCAAGUAACUCAAAAGCUUUUAAACACUCUAGAUCUUUUGGCCCAAUCACAAUGAAACUUGCUUAGAAUAUUUUUUCGAAUGUUAUCUUUUCAGAGAACUAAAAUGAUUUUUGAAACAUCGCAAAAGCUUAUCAAAACAGUUGAGUUCCUUUUGGUCUCAGGUGAGCGAUCAAUGGCCUUUGACCCUCUUAUUUAAUCAUCGUAGUUUCAUGAGAUGAUCCACAUUUUUGAAACAACAUUUGUCUUAGAUAAGCUGAAUAUACAUGUAAAUGAGUUGCUGAAUAUAUAGGAAAAAAAAUUCUCUUAAGAGUUUCGUAGAUGGACUUUAUAGCUCAUUAAAUUCUAUUUGAAGCCAAACUUCCAAGGGAAUCCUUGAUAUUUCCAACGCAGUGUGGCUAUAACCACAUAAGUCUGUUAGAUAUCAAUACAUGCAAUUUAUUGUUGGUUACUUUGGUUAUGUGUAGCAAUGGUAUACAUCUGCUGUUUGGUUGUUGGAACAAGUUUAUAGUUUAACUCAGGGCUAAGUAAAAAACUUGUUUUGAACAAAAUGUUAUGUUCGCCAAAGAUGUAUAUGAUUAUUAUUUUUUAUAUGUAACAUACUGUUAAAAAAUAUUUUGAAAAAAAAUCAACACUGUGUGUUAACAGUAAAAACAGAUUCUAGUCGUUGUUGUUUACACUGGAAAUCUGUAAGCUUUUUUUAACCUAUUGAUGGUUAUUUAUGAAGAUACCUUUGCACUAUCACUGAAAAUAACCUGGAGCUUUCAAAGUAUCAAAAUGCAUGAAGUGUUCUUGAAAACUAGUUAUAAGUUAACAUUUGUUGUACAUUACGUAUCCUGCAAAUGUCAACACAAAUCUAUGACCACAAACAACGCUACCAAAACAGUGUUUAUGUGCGCAUACUAGAUUUUGUAAAGAAGUACUCGUGUAUAAAUGGGGGAUGUUGUUAUAUUAGAUGUAAUUUCAUCUUGUGUCAUAAUCAUGUCUUUCAUAGUGAUGUCAUCUUGUUGGAAGAGUGCGCUGCAUGUGGAAAACUUGCACGGAAGGCAAGUUUAUUCAGUUUUCAAUGAUCUCACCAGUCAUACGAGUUCUUAGAAAACUAGGCGCAAUGCAUGUGCGUAAAGUGUCGUCCCAGAUCAGCCUGUGUCUGCACAGGCUAUUAAGGAGACUAAGACACUUUCCGCCUAAACUUGAUGUUUUUCAAAAAGAGUCUUUCUUUAAAUGAAAAAGACAAUAAGAGCGGAAUGCACAGGCUAAUCAGUAAGGACCUUUUCUGCUUGUAUGGUAUUUUUCCUUUGUAGGGAGUCUCUUCUCAGCGAAAAAUCCAGUUCAGGCAGAAAGAGUAUUUCUUGAUAAGCCUGUGAGGACUGCACAGGCUAAUCUGGGACAACACUACGCACAUGCUUUAAGCCCAGUUUUCCCAGAACAAGGCUCAUUUUCAAACGUGGCAGAAGCAGGUUUUCUCCAUUAUCUGCGGUACUGCUGUGUAUCAGUCCGCAGCCCAGAGGAUUGAGCUCAAAACAGUUGUAUCAGCAUACCAACAGGCUCCUUAUCUUAAAUUUUUCACAAUAUUUCGGUUCCAUUAUGUCUGUUGGUCUGUCCAUAUGUCUUAAGGUCUAAAAGUUUUCAUACAAUGUCCCCUGAAUUUCCUUUAAAAAAUAUUUUUACUAAUAAUAUCUUGAUCUGAAAAAAAUCAUCAAUAGGCAAAGGAGCCCUGGAAUUGUUGAAUUAUGGCCGUUGAAUUCUCGAAGAUGUACCUUUUAAGCCCAUUUUUUAUUUUCUUCAACAUGUCCAAACAAAUUCAUGGGCUCUUAAGCAGAAUGUAUAUAACCUCAUACAAUAGGGUAACCAAGCAGUGACACAACUGAUAUACCUACAAUUCUUGUUUCACACCAGAAACACUUGUUUUGUGCUCAACCCUCUGUCAUGUUCUCAGCAUUUUUAUUUACAUCAUUUCUUGUCUUGUACUCUUCACAAUCCUGUGGUUAAAAUAAUUGCCUAUUUUACUUGCCUGAUAAUUUUUUUGUAAUUCAAGAAUUGAGUACUCUAAUGCAUUAUAUAAUUGUUAUGGUGCCAUUUUUGUUGGCAGCAACACUUUUUGCAAAAUUGAUAGGAAAGAACGACCGCCUCAAUUUAUAUUGUUAUAUCUCUUUCUAAUUAUAAACAAUAUAUAUUGAAGAAUUAUUUUGUGCAGCUUGCAAUACAGUCAUUCUAGGAAAUUAUGCAAUUUAAUUUGAAAGACUACUGGCUGAAGUUAGUGUUUUUCUCAAAAUAACCAAUUAUCUGCUAUUUUGCUACAUGUUAAUGCUAUUUUUUAGUUAUCCUUUUUAUUAUUUAUCUCCUUUAGUUGUGGAAAUCGUGAAUUCGUUGAUCUAGUCAUAUAAUGAAGAGCAAACCUUAAAUCAAUAAAAUAAACUCGAAUGUAAAAUUGUAUUUAUGAUAUUUCUUUUAUCGAUGCUAUAUUUCAAUGUUGGUACAUUUUUUAUACCUAACCUGUUUUUGUGUUGAUAUGAAUACUAGUGAUGCAAGCUUGUAUUCAUUUAGUAUUUCUACUAUUCGGUUUCUCACAUUUUCUAUGUUGUGUUAAGUAAUACGGUUGUCAUAGUGGUUGAAUGAGUUUCUUUUUCAUUUGCAUAUCUUAAUAAUAUGCGAGUUAGUUAGUUAACAUUAAUUUUGCAUACUUUCAUAUCAAAAGACCUGUGUUGUGCCAAAUUGGGUCUUAUGCCAUAUGCUCCCAGUGUAGCUCCAAACCAGCCUGCGCAUUUGAGCAGACUGAUGGGCUGCUUCUCUAUGCGGGAUAAAGUCACACAAGGUUUUGUGGUCUUAUUAAGGGACAGGGGAGCUCCUGACCAGACGGUGUAGAUGUUACUGUAGGUUACUCUGGAGCUAUGCUGGCUGUAUAUGGCAUAAGACCCAUUUUCGCAUGAAUUGGGUCAUCAUUAUUAUAUGGUUGCUCAUCAGUUUCUAUGAUUUGUUAUUAUGUCCAUCAAGCUGGUUUGUGCCUUUUUGUUUUUACAUAAUUUGGAGUCUACCUACAACUUUUAUGUAUUCAUUGAGUUGAUCACGCCAUAUCUUGUUUACAUGAUAGUUGAGUUGUAAGGAAACGUAAAAGCAAAUCUUUUGUGUUAGAACAGAUGCAUUAUCAUUCAGAAUGGAAAUUCGCAUGUUAUCAUAUAUUAAAAAUAUGUAACUUAACGCAUAAUAAAGCAAGCAUAGCUAAAA
Molecule: messenger RNA, 9658 nt
Organism: Dreissena polymorpha
Lineage: Eukaryota; Metazoa; Mollusca; Bivalvia; Myida; Dreissenidae
Exons: 13
Coding region: 130-3663 (1177 amino acids)
Source: RefSeq, a predicted model, not a curated record